AUGUACGUCGCCAUCAUUGUUGAAGUGAGCUUAAAAGGACCCCCCGGGACGCCCUCAAAACGCUCUCGCGCCGCCCGCCGCGCAACAUCCCCCUCCAUCAACACCGACAAGUCCCUCAAAGACGUCUCCCUCCCCUCCACAAAAUCCUCCUCCGACUCCGCCCGCCCUUCCGUCCUCGCCGCCCGCCACUCCGCCGGCGUCACAAAAAAGUCCCGUCGCGGCCGCCAGCUCUCCGCAAAGGGCCGCCGACGCCAGGAAAAGGGCCUCGAGAUGGCCGAGGCUUUCGUCGAGCGCACGAGCAAGAAGCUCGAGAAGAGCCUCGGCAAAGCGAAAGUCGUGCAGGCUAGGAGCAAGAAGUGGGACGACAUCAACAAGGACGUGCAGGAGACCAAAGCCAAUGCCUUUGCGGUGCUGGGUCAGGACGACGAGGCUAACGGUGGUGAAUGGGAGACGGACGACGACAUGGAUGGUGACGACGGCGCAAAGGGCAAGACUGCCGCUGUAGCUGCAGCUCCUGCACCAGUGCUGGAUGAUGACGAUGACGAGAUUAUGUAAAUGGGUUUUUUAUGACUGGACGACGGAAAAGAUCAUGGCGACAACUGGGAGGGGGGCUUGUUUGCUUUCUUUCUUUCUUUCUUUCGUGGGAAUUCGGCGUUGUUGGCUUCUUAAAAGAAAGGACUGGCGUGGGAAUUAUGGCAACUAUUUUGCAGCCAUCUAAAGCGAUGUUGUCAAAGAUUGCCGCCUGACGUUGAUAAUCUCAUCAUCAGGGGUCGGGUUAUAGACUAUGGGCUCUCUACCUUUGGUACACACAUAUAUAGU
Trichoderma harzianum CBS 226.95 is the source of this 819-nucleotide messenger RNA. RefSeq lists its product as hypothetical. Gene Ontology annotation, biological process: ribosomal large subunit export from nucleus. The coding region runs from base 1 to 555 and encodes 184 amino acids. The record is from RefSeq and is a predicted model, not a curated record. Gene Ontology annotation, cellular component: preribosome, large subunit precursor; nucleolus. The transcript has 2 exons. Lineage: Eukaryota; Fungi; Ascomycota; Sordariomycetes; Hypocreales; Hypocreaceae.